UAGUAUGUUCAAAGGACCUCAGGAACAAAAUGAUUUAGGUUAGGCAACCUCGAAUUCUAGAACAACUUCCCUUCUUCAAGCAUCACUUAUCAACAACAGCCGAGUCUCCACAACCCUAGCAUCAUGCAGCGCUAUAGAGAAGACGCCUCUGAUGAGAGCCAAGGUGAAGAAGACAUUCCUUUACACUACAAGCGAGCUUUCGGCGCAGGACUCAAGCGACAAAGGGUCGAAUUUGUUCCCGCCAGAGAUCCCGAUGCCGGUACUACAACCACAAUCACCCCAGCGAAAUCCACAGAUACUUCUAUCGGUGAUUUAUAUGCGAGCAUUGUUCUAAAACCUGCCGAAGACAAAGAGACCAAAGCCUCAGAAGAAGAGCCAGAGGAAAUAUGUCCAGACUGCAAACUCCCCAUUUCAUCAACUUCACAGCCUCACGAAGCAUCUUUCGCUCACCAAGUCUCACUCACUCACUCCCACCCCCCAUCAGCACUUGAUCGCUCACGCAUGGGUCUAAAAGCUCUAAAGUCUCAGGGUUGGGACCCCGAUGCCAGACGAGGUCUAGGAAGAGAAGGCGAGGGAAUGCGAUAUCCUAUCAAAGUGGUGGCAAAAGAAGAUACCCUCGGCAUUGGAGCAACAAUACCGAAAGAGAUUCAAGAAAAGAAAAAGGAAGAGAAGCCUAAACCGCUGAACAGAAAGGAAGCCAAGCAGUUGGCGGCUAAAGAACGACAGCGGCAUGAGAGACUACAGGGUGAGAUUUAUGGGAGAGUUGAUGUGGAAAGCUAUCUGAGGGGGAAAGGCGAUGAUGGAUGAUGACAAAGGCAACGGGAAAUACAAAUAGAGAAGAACAAAGACACUCGAGGCUCCGGUUACAUUGUAUCCGGUCUUCGAUAUCACAGGCCACCACGCGGUUGAAGAGAUGCCUAUUCUAGGACUUGCUCAAGGACUCACCGCCGGAUCAGAAGAUUUCCCCGGAAAGACAACACUAGGCAAUUCCGCUGUACCUGAAGCCAUCACAGCCGGGCAUUUCGGCUCAGAGUACCGCGACGCCAGUGCCAUCAGCUCUGAUUUCGAGAGUCAUUUACAGUCAACUGAGCUUAAGCACUGAGGUAUAUCAAGAGUUUCAGAAUGAACCAAGUGUUUCACGUUGCAUAAACGAAACAGUGAUAAACAUACGGAUAUAUCUAUAUCGAGAUCAUCAACAGAAUAUCCACAAAUUUUAUUCUAUCUAAAAAGUCAAGAAAUGAAGUCGAAAUAUACUCAAAAUUCAAG
Molecule: messenger RNA, 1266 nt
Organism: Fusarium redolens
Lineage: Eukaryota; Fungi; Ascomycota; Sordariomycetes; Hypocreales; Nectriaceae
Exons: 1
Coding region: 124-807 (227 amino acids)
Molecular function (GO): nucleic acid binding
Source: RefSeq, a predicted model, not a curated record